Molecule: messenger RNA, 1011 nt
Organism: Rotaria sp. Silwood1
Lineage: Eukaryota; Metazoa; Rotifera; Eurotatoria; Philodinida; Philodinidae
Source: the annotation of a GenBank genome assembly
AUGUCUUCGAACAGUGUAAGCUCUGAAGAUAACGUAUCGCCACCGCGUGGCGCAAAAAAGAAGAUGACAUGGAAAGAACUCGUAAAAGAGCAAGCCGACAAGGAUAACUUGAAGGGUGCUACAUGUGCAGUCUACUCGGAGAAUGGGGAUGAUACAGUUAAUAAGGAAACUCAAUGCAUUUGUGGUCGUUUAGCUAGACAACAUAGUUUCAUUGGUCAACCAAAAACUAAAUUUAGAAAUGCUCAAAGAUGGAUACCACAGCUUGCCAUUGAAGUGGAUGUGACUCACUAUGGACAAUUAGAAAAUGGUGCUCGAUUUAUUCGAUGUGAUACAGAAAAUGAUACAUUUAAAACGCUUGUCGAGAUUAUUGUCAAAGAUGUGAGUACCGAACCCAAAUUACUUGUUAGUUGCUAUGGUGGAGCGGGAUAUUUUACCAUGACUGAUGAUCUAGAAAGAGAGUUUAUGAGUGGUAUUGGUCAAGUGGCAGCUACAAAAGAUGUAUGGAUACUAACAACUGGCUUGAAUAGUGGUGUAUCUGGUCUUAUUGCUGAAGGUGUUCAUCGCAACAUAUUGUUAAGUGAGGAUAUAUGGAAGCCGAUUGUAAUUGGAAUGAGUCACUGGGGAACUAUUUCAGAAGGCACACGACAAUAUCUCAAGAAGCAGGCUUUAGAAAGUCAAUCAACGACUUCUCAAGAUUCAGUACCAUCUUUGGAUGAGAAUGACACAAAAGCACUUGAUAAAUAUCACACUCAUUUUCUUCUGCUCGAUGAUGGCCGUCUUAAUCAUUAUCUUAAUGAUGAUCCUCGUUCUGAGUUUGUCAAAGCAACGUGCGGUCAAACACACUGUCAUGCUGUAACGAUCAUUGUGGAAGGUGGUCUGAAUACACUCGAAGUGAUUCAAAAUGAUUUGAAUGCUCAGAGACCGAUAGUAAUUGUUCAUGGAAGUGGUCGCUUAGCUACUGUUCUUGGUAAUCUGCUUGAAAAGGCAGGAAAAACAGCUACCAUUACGUAA